AUGGGAAACCGGGUCAUCCGGGUCGGGAACCGGACCAACCGGAUCAUCCGGGUGGGGAACCGGGUCGACCGGACCAUCCGCACGCGGAACCGGAUCAUCCGGGUCAUCCGGGUCGGGAACCGGAUCGACCGGACCAUCCGGAUGGGGAACCGGAUCAUCCGGAUCAUCCGGGUCGGGAACCGGAUCGACAGGACCAUCCGGGUGGAGAACCGGACUCAACCGUACCAUCCCCGUGGGGGACCGGACCCAACCGGACCAUCCGGGUGGGGUGCCGGGUCGGGAACCGGACCGACCGGACCAUCCGGGUGGGGAGCCGGAUCAACCGGGUCAUCCGGGUGGGGAACCGGAUCAACCGGGUCAUCCGGGUGGGGAACCGGAUCGACCGGGUGGGAAACCGGACCAACCGGACCGACCGGACCAUCCGGGUGGGGAACCGGACCCGGCCGGACCAUCCGGGUGGGGUACCGGGUCAGGAACCGGACUGGGAACCGGAUCAUCCGGGUCAUCCGGAUGGGGAACCGGAUCAUCCGGGUCAUCCGGGUGGAGAACCGGAUCAACCGGACCAUCCGGUUGGGGUACCGGGUGGGGAACCGGACCAACCGGACAGGGAACCGGACGGGAAGCCGGAUCAUCCGGGUCAUCCGUAUGGGGAAUUGGAUCGACCGGGUGAUCCGGGGUGGGGAACCGGAUCAGCCGGGCAAGCCCGAUGGGGAACCGGGUGGGGAAACGGACCAGCCGGGUAGGGUACCGGGCGAGGAACCGGACCAUCCGGGUCAUCCGGGUGGGGAUCCGGAUCGACCGGGUCAUCCGGGUGGGGAACCGGACCAACCGGACCAUCCGGGUGGGGAACCGGGUCGGGAACCGGAUCAGCCCGACCAUCCGGUUGGGGAGCCGGACCAAUCGGACCGUCCGGGUGGGGAGCCGAAUCGACGGGUGGGAAAUCGGACCAACCGGGUGGGGAACCGGACCAGCCGGACCAGCCGGACCAUCCGGGUGGGGAACCGGGUCGGGAACCGGAUCAACCCGACCACCCGGUUGGGGAGCCGGACCAAUCGGACCGUCCGGGUGGGGAGCCGAAUCGACCGGGUGGGAAAUCGGACCAACCGGGUGGGGAACCGGACCAACCGGACCAUCCGGGUGGGGAACCGGGUCGGGAACCGGAUCAACCCGACCAUCCGGUUGGGGAACCGGACCAAUCGGACCGUCCGGGUGGGGAGCCGAAUCGACCGGGUGGGAAAUCGGACCAACCGGGUGGGGAACCCGGUGCGGUUCCGGGUCGGGAGCCGGGUCAACCGGACCAUCCGGACGGGGAACCGGAUGAUCCGGGUGGUCCGGGUGGGGAAGCGGACCAACCGGACCAACCGGGUGCGUCGGGAACCGGAUCGACCGGGUCUAGGGUGGGGAACCGGACCAUCCGGGUGGGGAACCGGGUGGGGUACCGGGUCGGGGAACCGGAUCAGCCGGACCAUCCGGACGGGGAACCGGAUCAUCCGGGUGGUCCGGGUGGGGUGCCAAAUCGACCGUAGCGGGGAGUCGGACCAGCCGGACCAUCCGGGUGGGGUACCGGGUCGGGAACCGGAUCAACCGGACCAUCCGGACGGGGAACCGGAUCAUCCGGGAAGGGAACCGGAUCGACCGGGUCUAGGGUGGGGAACCGGACCAUCCGGGUCGGUCGGGUCGGAACCCGGAUCCGGAACCGGGUGUUGA
Messenger RNA from Closterium sp. NIES-65, 1707 nucleotides. NCBI's taxonomy places the organism in Eukaryota, Viridiplantae, Streptophyta, Zygnematophyceae, Desmidiales, Closteriaceae. The record is from the annotation of a GenBank genome assembly.